CAUUACAAGCCUUGGAUGGAAAUUGCCCACAGACUUCCUCACUUAAUCGAGAGCCACCAGCUCCAAGCUCAUGUGUACGAGAUGCCUCUCCUGGACUGCAGGUUCCUAACGAGUUACCGCGAGCAGCGCCUGGCACACUUGGUGCUGGCCGCUAUCACUAUGGGAUUCGUCUGGCAGGAAGGGGAGGCCCAACCCCAAAAGGUGCUGCCAAGAACACUUGCUAUUCCUUUUGUUGAGGUAUCCAGGAGCCUGGAACUCCCACCUAUCCUGGUCCACUCUGAUCUGGUUCUGACAAACUGGACCAAAAGGAACCGAGAAGGACCACUGGAAAUCGGUAACCUGGAGACCAUCAUCUCUUUUCCGGGUGGAGAGAGCCUGCAGGGCUUCAUACUGGUGACAGUCUUGGUGGAGAAGGCGGCAGUACCUGGCAUUAAGGCUCUAGUUCUGGGAGUGGAGGCCAUUCGGCAACACAGCCAGGACACCCUGCUAGAGGCCCUGCAGCAGCUGAGACUCUCCAUUCAGGACAUUACCAGAGCCUUGGCCCAAAUGCACGACAUGGUUGAACCAGACAUAUUUUACACGGUCAUCCGGAUCUUCCUCUCUGGGUGGAAGGACAACCCAGUCAUGCCCGCGGGGCUGGUCUAUGAGGGUGUUUCCACAGAGCCUCUGAAGUACUCUGGCGGAAGUGCAGCCCAGAGCUCCGUGCUUCACGCCUUUGAUGAGUUCCUGGGCAUUCAGCAUUGCAAGGAAAGUGUUGACUUUCUACACAGAAUGAGGGACUACAUGCCGCCUUCCCAUAAGGCCUUCCUGGAGGACCUCCACUCAGCCCCUUCACUGAGAGACUACAUACUGGACUCUGGCCCUGGGGACUGCCUGAUGGCCUAUAACCAGUGUGUGGAGGCCCUGGGAGAGCUGCGCAGUUACCACAUCAACAUGGUGGCCAGAUACAUUAUUUCCGCUGCCAGCAAGGCCAGGAGCAGGAUGCUGACUCAUCUCUCACCCCACGCUUUGGAAGACAGGGGCACUGGGGGCACUGCUGUGCUGAGCUUCUUGAGGAGUGUCAGGGAGAAGACCAUGGAGGCCAUCCUGUGUCCUGGUGCUUAG
Rattus rattus (black rat) is the source of this 1104-nucleotide messenger RNA. It is a transcript of the gene Ido2, whose product is annotated as indoleamine 2,3-dioxygenase 2. The record is from RefSeq and is a predicted model, not a curated record. Gene Ontology annotation, biological process: 'de novo' NAD+ biosynthetic process from L-tryptophan. Gene Ontology annotation, molecular function: metal ion binding; heme binding; L-tryptophan 2,3-dioxygenase activity. Gene Ontology annotation, cellular component: cytoplasm. Bases 16 to 1104 code for a protein of 362 amino acids. The transcript has 10 exons. Lineage: Eukaryota; Metazoa; Chordata; Mammalia; Rodentia; Muridae.